Molecule: messenger RNA, 1712 nt
Organism: Hyaloscypha bicolor E
Lineage: Eukaryota; Fungi; Ascomycota; Leotiomycetes; Helotiales; Hyaloscyphaceae
Exons: 3
Coding region: 161-1423 (420 amino acids)
Biological process (GO): regulation of DNA-templated transcription
Molecular function (GO): zinc ion binding; DNA-binding transcription factor activity, RNA polymerase II-specific
Source: RefSeq, a predicted model, not a curated record
CUUCCAUCACAAGCAUCCCCUGCCCUUGCCGCCUCAGCUCUCCUUUAAUGCCAGUGAGGGCAUCUCCAAUCCCAAAUCCUUUUGGUAUUUGAUCUCACGUUCAUCAUCCAUCCUCUCUCUGGUCCUCCGCGCUGUUUUUUAAGCUUGGUGACGAGGACUAAUGAUGCCGACAACUGCAAGAAAACGCGCUUCAACGCCCAGGAGUAAAAAUGGCUGUGUCACUUGCAAGAUAAGAAGACUCAAGUGCGGCGAAGAGAAGCCGAGUUGCCUUCGGUGCAUCAAAUCAGGGUGGCAUUGCGAUGGCUAUGAGCAUGUCCCCAAGCUGCCCUCUGCCGGGACUAUGGGUCUAGCACCAAUCCGAUCCCGAAGUCUAUCUAUGUCUCCAUCUGCUUCACCAACUCCCUCUCAAUCUACUCCAUUUGCAGUCCCCCACCUUGACGACCAAGAGGCUGCAUACUUCCAAAUUUUCUUCAAAGACGUGGCUCCGCAGUUCCAAGAUUAUCUUCUCUUUUGGGAUUAUGCGAUGAAAGAAAGCAAGUCGUCUUAUUCUAUUCGACAUGGACUCGUAGCUCUCGGAGCCUUGUCCAAGAGCGCAAAGCGGUCCCCCUCCAACCAUUAUCGAGUCGAUCUCACACAAGGCACUCACAGGGAGACCGCGUUAGAGCAAUACCAGAAAGCCCUUCAAAGUCUACGAGAGUCGAUUGGAGGCGUCGAUCAGAGCCACACUGUGCGCACUACUCUCAUCUCUUGUCUUAUUCUUUUCUGUUUUGAAAACUUCCUUGGUCAUGGAGGCUUCUCACUUCAACAUAUAACAUGGGCCCGACACAUCCUAUCUACCUCAGUGCCUCCCAAGACGAACCUGUCGAGUACGAUGGACGGUGGUGAGGGAGAAGACAUCGUGAUGAGUGGCUUUUACUUGAUGGAUUUGCAAGCGUUGUGCUUGCUAGGUGCCGAUGAGACUCGCACCUACUUCAUGUUCGAUCAACGAAAUCCGAUUGUUCCCGUUCCCUUGCCAGCCAAAUUUGUUACCCUUAAUGAAGCCAAGGCCGCGCGAAAUGUUCUGGUUUGGAACGGAUACAGGACAGUCUAUCAGACAGACUUUUAUCAGUAUGGCCCGAAGGAAGCCAUCCCCUCAUCGGCCGUUGAAAUGAGGGACUAUCUCGUCAGGCAAAUCUAUACUCUCCACGAACAGAUAGAUCUGCUUCUGCUGGACAGCAAGCCUGAUCUCCACUUGCACCCGCUUUCUCGACCCGAAGCCAUCAAGGUCUAUUCGACGACACUCCUCAUCAGACUUGCGAUGUCUUUGCAGGCUCCACAAACUACGUCUGAUGUACUAUUACCAGAGUUCGAGUACUUGUUAUUAAUGGCAAGAAGAGCUCUUGAAUACGAAGCUGAAGGUUGUCAAUUGAUACAAGGUCAGUGAAAUGAAAUUACUCUUGUCGCAGCUGAUUCUACCGUCGACCUGGCAACCAAGCACUCUGAAACAAUACCUAACACACCCGAUAGAAGGCGAAGUUUACUGUGUUGAAAUUCGUACACUGAACAUACUCCACCUUGUCGCCACUAGAUGCCGCGAGCCUUCAAUACGACGUCAAGCAAUUGCUCUUCUCCUCGCGGUUCAUCGAAGGGAAUCCAUGUAUGACUCUAUCUUGGCUGGCAAGGUUGGUCAAUGGAUGAUGGACAUUGAAGAAGAGGGGGUUGACGAGAACGGC